Messenger RNA from Zootoca vivipara (common lizard), 1248 nucleotides. It is a transcript of the gene CALR3, whose product is annotated as calreticulin 3. NCBI's taxonomy places the organism in Eukaryota, Metazoa, Chordata, Lepidosauria, Squamata, Lacertidae. Gene Ontology annotation, cellular component: endoplasmic reticulum; endoplasmic reticulum membrane. Gene Ontology annotation, biological process: protein folding; ERAD pathway. The record is from RefSeq and is a predicted model, not a curated record. Gene Ontology annotation, molecular function: calcium ion binding.
AUGAGCUCUUUCGCCCGGCUGCUGCUGGCUGCCCUGGCCGUGGCGCUGGCCCUGCCCGCCCGAGGCACCGUCUACUUCCGGGAGCAGUUCCUGGACGGAGCAAAAUGGAAAGAGAGGUGGGUGCUCUCUCAGCACAAAUCCAACUACGGGAAGUUCCGGCUGACGGCUGGGAGCUUUUACGGAGAUCGCGAAACGGACAAAGGUCUGCAGACGACAGAAAACGUCAGGUUUUAUGCCAUUUCGUCACGGUUUAAGCCCUUCAGCAACAGAGGAAAGCCUUUGGUCAUUCAGUACACGGUCAAGCAUGAGCAGAAGAUCGACUGCGGUGGCGGAUAUGUGAAAAUCUUCCCCUCCGACCUGGACCAAAAGAACAUGAGCGGAGAAUCCCUGUAUUAUGUCAUGUUUGGGCCUGACAUCUGCGGCUCCGACAUAAAGAAGGUCCACGUCAUUUUAAACCACAAGAACAAACUCUAUCCCAUUAAGAGGCAAAUCCGCUGCAAAGUAGACGGAUUCACUCACCUGUACACACUGGUUCUAAGACCCAACCACACGUACGAAGUGAAAAUUGAUAACAAGAGGGCAGCAUCCGGCGACUUGGAAGAUGACUGGGAUUUCUUGCCCCCGCGGACGAUAAACGACCCAACGGUGAGGAAGCCGGAGAACUGGGAUGACGUUGCCGAAAUCGACGACCCAGAGGACACCAAGCCGGAGGACUGGGACGUCCCCGAGUACAUUGUAGACAACAGCGCCGAGAAACCCAAGGACUGGGAUGCCGUGGCACAAGGCCCCUGGGAGCCCCCCCAGCUCAAGAAUCCACUUUACCGGGGGGAAUGGCAGCCCCGGAAGAUCCCUAACCCCAGGUUCAAAGGCAUCUGGCCUCACCCGCAAAUCGCUAAUCCAGAGUACCUGCCGGACACCACCAUUUCCAUCUACGAGAACAUCAGUGUCAUUGGGCUGGACCUGUGGCAGGUGCGAUCGGGAACCAUUUUCGACAACUUCUUGAUCACGGAUGAUGAAGGAUACGCGGAAGAAUUUGGGGACGAGACCUGGGGAGAAACAAAGGACCCCGAGCAAGAAAUGAAUAAGCAGCAGAUCGAGGAAGAGAAGCAGCGGGAGCGAAGGGAAGCUGAGGAGGAGGCCAAAAAGAAGAAAAAGAAAAAGGAGAAGGAGAAGAAGAAGGAGAAGAAGAAGAAAAAGAAGAAAACCACCCCAGAGACAAGGAUUGUGGCACAGAAGGAGGAGCUUUGA